AUGGACCAAGGGGAAGACAAUAGUGAUGAAAUGUAUGAAUGUCUGGAACCUGAUUUUGAGGAUAUGAAUGACUGUUUGGAACGUGAUUUCAAUGAAAGGUAUGAUGAUUUUGAUGCAAUGAAUGAUGCUAUGAACAAGGGAGGUGAAGAUGUUAUGGUUGAUUUGACUAAUGUAUUUAACACCGGCAUGAUGUUUGAUACGCGAGAUGAUUUAUUAAAAUGGGCUAGAAAUGUUGGAAGAGAAAAUGGAGUUGUCGUUGUUAUUUUUAGAUCUGAAAAUGCGACAGCACGACCAAGAACAAAGACAAAAUUAAUUCUUGGUUGUGAAAGAAGCGGUAAAUAUAGACCUUGGAAGAAUCCUAAACCGACGAGGAGUACUUGGAGUAGAAAAUGUGAAUGUCCUUUUAGAUUGAGAGGUACACCAUCAAAUGUUGGUGAUGGAUGGUAUCUGCAUGUAAUAUGUGGUGUCCAUAACCACGAAUUGGCCAAAAAACUGACUGGUCAUGCUUUCUUAGGCCGAUUGUCUCAAGAAGAGAAAGUUGUACUUGGUGAUAUGACGAACGAUAUGAUCAAACCAAGAAACAUAUUGAUGACAAUAAAGGAUCAUAAUGUUACAAGUUUGACGACAAUAAAACAAGUUUACAAUGCACGUCAAGCAUAUCGUUCAUCACUUAGAGAUAAUAGAACAGAAAUGCAACAUCUUUUGACAUUGAUGGAACGCGACAAAUAUGUCUAUCGAUAUAAGAAGGUAGAGGGUUCAAAUGAGUUGAGGGAUAUCUUUUGGACUCAUACAGACGCUAUCAGUCUUAUUACAGGUGGUGAAGUUGAAGUAAUUGUUACUGAUAGAGAUCUUGCUUUGAUGAACGCUGUUGAAUGUGUUUUUUCAAAGGCGGUCAAUUUAUUAUGCAUGUUUCAUGUAUGCAAAAAUGUGAAAGCAAAGUGCAAGAUGACUGUUUUUCCAAAAAAGAAGCAGUGGUUAAUUCCUCACAAGGAAAGAUUUGUUGAGGCGUGGACUAAUAGAGUUAUGCAUUUUGGAAACACUACAACACAAAGGGUUGAGUCGGCGCACUAG
This is a messenger RNA of Cicer arietinum (chickpea), 1071 nucleotides long. RefSeq lists its product as uncharacterized. The record is from RefSeq and is a predicted model, not a curated record. NCBI's taxonomy places the organism in Eukaryota, Viridiplantae, Streptophyta, Magnoliopsida, Fabales, Fabaceae. Gene Ontology annotation, biological process: cellular response to iron ion starvation; positive regulation of transcription by RNA polymerase II. Gene Ontology annotation, molecular function: DNA-binding transcription factor activity, RNA polymerase II-specific.